GGCACGAAGAUUUGGGAGUGAAGAUGAAAGUAUAUUCUAUUUUCAGCUCUGGGCGUUUUUUAGUUCUGCUUUGUCUUUUUGCUGCGGAAGGCAAAAAGUCGCCUACAGGAAAGCAUACUUGCCGAAAAGGACUCCUCUACCAAGUGACAGAGAACCUGUAUAUCAAGGCAACUAGUUUAAAAUCAUCUAUUCCUAAGGAUCUCAUCAAGAACACAAGAUUGCUUAAAAAGACAACAAAAAUGCUGUUCAUGACAAACUGCAGUGUUCGACAUCAGCUCCUCUCCUUCUAUGUGAAAAAUGUUUUCAGUCAUCUUGGAGCAGCACGUGACAGGUUGUACAUUACAAGUGCCUUCCAGGUCCUGCAAGCAAACAUGAAUGCCUGUCUUCCAUGUGCGCCAUCCACAAGGUUAACUUCUGCUGUCAAAAAGUUAAAGAAAACAUUUCUUAAGCUUGGAGAGGAGGGAAUCUACAAGGCCAUCCAUGAGCUGGAUAUUCUCCUUCCCUGGAUUCAGGCCUACAUACAAACCAUCACAUAAAGAACAAGGAAGCGACAGACAACACACUGCUUCUGUGCUAAGAACAGAUCCUUAUCCCAACGGCCCAAAAAUCAACCAAGAACUGGACAUACAAGUGGCCUGUCAGUAACUCUGUCCCACUGAAAGAGAGCUGCUGUAACACAGUGGCAUAAGGGAUUUCCAAGAGCUUUCACGGCUGGCCUGGCAUAGCAGCUACACCUGUCCUGCACUACGAGAGCAGCUACUGGAGCAGUUAUAGCAUGAUAAUGUACUUCUAGACCUGUCUGUCUGCCAGCUGCCUCACAGGCAGCCCCCAGACACAAUCCAUGAGCAUAACUUGAAAUCUGCUACUGUGCAGAUCAGGCAUAAUGUCUCAUGUACCAUGGGCAUGAUCUGACCAAGCCUUGUGCCAUCCUGUGCAAUUAAAAAUCAAAGCAAUUAAGACAACUUUUGAAAAUCCCUCUCCUAAGUUACACUUGGUUUUUUUGUUGUUGUUUUAUUUUGUUUUGUUAGAGCUCUACACAAGUCAUGCUACAUAUAAACAAGAACAUCAAUUAUAUAAUGAUUAUUAUUAUUAUUAUUGUUAUUAAUUUAAGGUAAUAAUUGAUACCUAAUAAACACACUCCAAUUAAUGUUAAAACUUUGGUCUGUUACUCACGCAUGACCUUCACAUGUCACAUGUUCUACAUGAGAUCACACAAUGCAGAAAAUACAAUAAAUGGAUUGCCUUUGACUAGGAUUGUAGAAUGAUUUGGGAGAGAUUUAUGGGAAGUUGUUACUCAAACGAUGACAGUGGUUUCCAAGAUAUCUUUCACAUAGUACAGAAUGAAGAUGAAGUUCUAGCUUUCUCACUUUUUAAAAAAACUACCAGAAGAAACUCUGUAGAUAAUGAAAAUAUUCCAAAUCUUCAUGUUUGCACUUCCAUGGGGGUGAGAUUGUGCAAAAUUUCUGAUCUCAUAGCUCUGCUACGUUGGGGCAUUGAAUACAUCGGUGUGAUGACACUGAAGAACCUGAGCCGCUUCCUCCUCUGUGUUGUGGCCUCUACAACCAGGGGUGGUGGUUGGUCUCUGACAA
Molecule: messenger RNA, 1589 nt
Organism: Columba livia (rock pigeon)
Lineage: Eukaryota; Metazoa; Chordata; Aves; Columbiformes; Columbidae
Gene: IL26
Product: interleukin 26
Exons: 5
Coding region: 24-536 (170 amino acids)
Source: RefSeq, a predicted model, not a curated record